This is a messenger RNA of Cyclocybe aegerita, 2187 nucleotides long. NCBI's taxonomy places the organism in Eukaryota, Fungi, Basidiomycota, Agaricomycetes, Agaricales, Hemipholiotaceae. The record is from the annotation of a GenBank genome assembly.
AUGGCGCCCCAGAAUACGGAUUUCAAGUUCAGGGAGGGUGGCAACAUCUUCUCGCCUAAAGAUCUGAUUCAACUCGGACGGCCAGGUGCUGCCAUCGCCAAUCCUACUGGCGAUCUUGCCCUGGUCCUCUUCAGCAAAUAUUCGAUCAAAGAAAAGAAGAACUCCAAGUCGGUGUAUGUCGUGUCUCUCGACACGGCUGGCAAGUUUAUCAACAUCCCACUCGAUAAAGGAGGCGAUACCUUUUGGGUCGCCCCUCGUACCUUCGCCCAAGUCAUUGAAGGAGACGAGGACUUGGAAAUCUACGCGUACGACGUGUCUCUCGAAGCCACCGUAGACGGAUCGAACGAUGGCAGCAAAUCAUACACCGAACCUGUCCUCCUGGGUACCAUCCCAGGCAAGACGGCGUCGAACUUCCGCUUCAACCCGCAAACCGGCAACCUCGUCUUCUCGGCGUAUGUCUACCCGGACGGAAACCUUACCACUGUCAAAGAGCAAGACAAAGAGUGGGAGGAACGAGGUAACACCGCGUUGGUGUACGAUACGACCUACGUGCGCCACUGGGAUACCUGGCAGAGCAAGAAAGGGCCCCAAUUGUUCAGCGUUAAGCUUGUCCAAGAAGGUGGCAAGUGGAAUCUGGUCGACGACUUUAAGAGUCCGUUGAGAGGGACGAAGCACUAUUCGCCGGUUGAACCAUUCGGUGGAACUGAUGACUUCGACGUAUCGGACACCCAUAUUGUAUACACUUCGAAAGACCCCGAUCUUCCGGAGGCAUGGCAUACGAAGCAGAAUGUCUAUGUUGUGCCUAUUGGCGCUGACGAAAAGCCGGUCGAAUUGACUUCUGGAAAGCAAGGAGCAAUCCACAGCCCAGUUUUCAGCAACAAAGGCGACAAGGUCGCGUGGCUUGAACUGGAUAAGGACGGUUAUGAAAGUGAUCGCGCGAAGAUUGUCAUCUAUGACCUCGAAAAGCAGGUUCGCUUUACUGUCACCCAACCGUGGGAUCGUUCGCCGGACUCGCUGGCUUUCUCUAAAGAUGACACCGUCAUCUACCUUACCGCCGGCGACGAGGCGAAGGUCAAAGUGCAUGCCCUUCCAGUUGCGCCGACUCCAUCCCAUUCGUCUACCCAUCCAAAACUCGACUCGAGAUUCUCUAUCCCAAUUGCGCUCACACAUGAGAAGGCCGCCUCUGGCCUCCAAGUUUUGCCGGGAGGCAAGAUCCUUUUCAGUCAAUCGUCUUUCACAUCACCAAAUGACGCCUUCGUCGCUAUUGGCCUCGAUGCUCUUGAGGCUGCUCUCGUAUCCGGCGACAAAAACGCAGCUGCUAGCGUCGAGAUCACCAGGAUUACCCAUUUUUCAGAGGAGGAUUUGAAAGACAAGAGUCUAAGCGAAGGAGAGAACUUCUGGUUCAAGGGUGCACACCAUAAGAAUGUCCAAGGAUGGGCACUGAAACCGAAAGGAUGGAAAGCUGGCGAGAAGAAGAAAUGGCCAGUUGUCCUGCUUAUUCAUGGAGGCCCUCAGGGUGCUUGGGAGGAUCAAUGGUCGAACCGCUGGAAUCCCAAUGUAUUUGCUCAGCAAGGCUAUUUCGUGACCAUGAUCAACCCCACUGGAAGCACGACAUUUGGCCAAGAGUUCACUGACGCAAUUAAGGAGGAUUGGGGUGGCAAACCUUUCGUCGAUAUGAUCAGUGGGUGGAAGCAUGCUCUGAAAGAGUAUCCUGAGAUCGACCCGGACCGUGCUGUCGCUGCUGGUGCUAGCUGGGGUGGCUAUGCCAUAAAUUGGAUUCAAGGCCACCCCGAGUUCGGGUUCAACUUCAAGGCUCUUGUUUGCCAUGAUGGAGUUUUCGAUUCAACUUAUAAUGGUUACAGCACCGAUGAACUAUUCUUCUUCAACCAUGAAUGGGGCGGCAGACCUUGGGAGCAUAAGAGCAAGGCACUUUCCACAUUGUAUAGCCCAGCAAACUUUGUUCACAAAUGGUCCACGCCUCAACUCCUUAUUCACGGCAGUAAGGACUACCGCCUUCCUGAGACCGAGAGUAUUGGUGCCUUCCAUGCACUGCAGGAGUUGGGCAUCCCAAGUCGACUUGUGAUCUUCCCUGACGAGAAUCAUUGGGUGUUAAAUCAUGGGAAUAGCCUCAAAUGGCACUACGAAGUCUUCAGAUGGUUCGAUCAGUUUGUUGGCGAAACGAACUGA